UACGAAUCAACCCGCGUACUCAGCCCCUCGCAGCCAUGGACGACACGUGGCUUUCGCGGCAGUUAUUGGAGAUGGAAAGUCUCAGCGCCAUCUAUUGCGAGGAGGGUGACUUGCGUGUGGACGAGGAGGCGCUCGAAGCGCUGGGUGCCGCAGCGAAAGACGUGGAGGCGUCGCUGUCUCGGCUUCCGGCGCUGUCCCUCUCUGUGCGCGUCUUCACGGACGACGCGGUGGCUGCGGGCUCGGUGCGCCUGGCGGCGGUGCUGCCGCAUGGAUAUCCGACCACAGCCGCACCGAUGGUGUGGUUGGAGCCCGAAGUGGAGGAGCGCCGCACGAAGCUCUGCGGGGAAGACGAAGCCCAACCGCUCGGCCUUCGGGGCCAGCUUGCCCGCACGGUCGCUGGAUGAAGCCCCGGUUUUCCUGAGGGCUUUGAGGUUCAUGAAUAUACCAUCCAACAAGCAUGGAAGUGGAACAUGGCCCUGUGGAAGACGAUAUAACCAGGCUGUAUUCCAUGCAACCAUGAUUCUUUCAGGGAGGCUACAACCGCGAGGGCAGGAACCAUGCUCUACAACACCGCCAAAAAGUUGAGGCCGUCCGUCCUUCUCACCGGUCGUCCUGACCUUUUUCGGAGG
This is a messenger RNA of Durusdinium trenchii, 629 nucleotides long. Lineage: Eukaryota; Dinophyceae; Suessiales; Symbiodiniaceae. The record is from the annotation of a GenBank genome assembly.